This is a messenger RNA of Colletotrichum navitas, 1207 nucleotides long. RefSeq lists its product as uncharacterized. The transcript has a single exon. The record is from RefSeq and is a predicted model, not a curated record. Bases 495 to 911 code for a protein of 138 amino acids. NCBI's taxonomy places the organism in Eukaryota, Fungi, Ascomycota, Sordariomycetes, Glomerellales, Glomerellaceae.
GCGACUUGGCACUUGGGGAAUGGGAAGACAGGUCGCAGGCAGAGACAGAGACGGAGACAGAGAGAGAGAGAGAGAGAGAAAGGGAGUUUCCCGCCGGCUGCCUCUCUCUGGUUGGAUCGCCCCCGCUCGCCAGGGCAAGGGGGAAACAGUGGAAUGCGUCUGCGGUGUUUGGCUUGAAUAAUGGAAAUGGAACCGAACGUCGUCUCGCCAAACGUGAUGGAAACACGUGCUCUGCGAUGGAUGGUGUCGACUCACGUUGUUCCGUCUCAACGUGGGAUGAAGCAACAGCUUUGGUAGGUGAUGCACACAUGCCCCGCCCAAACACCGACUGAAUCGACUGAUGGGGGGCCGGGAGAACCCUUCCCCUUGCAGAAACGGAACCAGGAGAGUUGAAAAAAAGCGGAUACCGUUUCUUCCAUAGGGCUCCGCGGGGCUAUGCCAAUUCUUGACAUCAUGAGAGAUGCGAGAAUUAGGUUUUUCCUUCGUUCGGUCCCAUGAACCGUUAUGUGUGUCUUUUCAGGGGGUUUGAGAGGUCUGGAAUCUUGGAAAUUCUGCCCUUUUCCACAAAACUGUCCAGUUUUUUUUUUUCCAUUGGUUUCCCCCCUUUCACGUUUUGCUUUUCCUUUCGCUUAUUCCCUCGCUCCCCUUAUCUACUCUGCGUACCCAUUGUUUCAUUUCCAUUUUGUUUUAUUUGCAUAGCGCCGAGGUUGCGUCGUUUGUGGCUGUGUGUUGUGUUGUUCCUUGGGAAAAUGGCGCUGCACUGCUUCUUUGCUGCGGCGGUCGGCGUGCGGCUUACGGGCCGGUGCGGCUGGGCCGGAGAGGUCCGCGGAUCCACGGCCUUCUCCAUGGUAGCAGACCGUUCAAGGGAGAGGGGGAGGGUUGGAGACCAAACACUAAUUAGAUUACAAUAACCUACCUGAGUUACCACACAUCCAACUCGGGCAACCUGCGCUACCUCGGAACCUAGUGUAAAAAUAACAGCAAAUGGCGUGGCACGACAACUCCAUGGGAACAAGGCUUCGGUCCGGCUAAGCUCGCGACGCCGUUCGGGAGCAUGACGCCUCACACGGGGGCUCGGGGCGCCUCUCGCCUCUCAGCUUUCACUCCCUUUUUGACCUUAGGGUGUGCUUUGGGUUUUCUUCCUCUCUCUCCUCCCUUCCUCUCUCUCUCUCUCUCUCUCUCUCUCUCUCUCUCUCUCUCUCUCUCU